AUGCUUACGCGCACCAUGCGCCACGUGCGCCUCACUGGCCCAAGCAAGGGUCAAGUGUUGCUAUGGCGGGCACCUCUAGAUCUGCAACCGCGGUUGCGUGAAUAUUGUUUAUCUGCACCUGUAAAAAAACAGCUCAAAACUGAGAUGGAGAAGAAUGGGGCGCUUGGAGGCUCUUUUGAGGAGCUGGAGAAGACCCAGGAGAAGUCAAAGAAAGCUAAGCCGACUACUAGGGGUGCAUCUACUAACCAUCUAUCGGCAAAUCCUGACAAGAAAGCCUCGCAAGAUUCCUUAAAGCCGCAGGUACACAACGAGAAAACUGUUCCCGAGAAGGACGCUAAGGCGAAAUUUCACGAAAACGCAGCAAACUUUAACGCCAAAAAGUGUGACACCAACAUGGGAAGCAGUGAGAAUGUUGAGCAGAUUGGUGAUGUUUUGGACGGCGCGCGAGAGUUUGUUCGCAGAUAUAUUGCAGGCCUUAAUUUCAAAGAAAUCAAGCUAAUUCACCCAAGCAGAUGGCCUGAAUUGCGCGAUGAAUGGAAAGAGGCAGCACAAAACCUUUUUGGAAAGCGAGAAAACCAGACGAUUGAUGAGGCUUUGGCCUCUGUUAGAACACCUUUAAUGAAAACUAAAAAAAAAACCACGAGCGACGUCGAAGAAAUGUCGAAGUACACUGGUACCAGCGCGUUGGUGACUGUAAAAGAUGAUGAGAGCGCCUGGCAACGUGUUAGCGCUCGCUUUCGUGAGGCCCCCAUCAUUAAAAGUAUCUUAAAUGCUGCAAAACAGGCAGCGCAGACAGAGACCGGGAAGAAGGUGCAGCAAAAAACGAAGCAGGUCAAGGAUAAACUCAGCGAUGCCCAGGAAGAAGUAUUGGAAGUUUGGGAAACCAGUCAGAACCCAUGGGUGUACCGUCUCUCUUCCAUCUAUGACGGACUAUUUGGUGAAACUGCGAUGGGUGUUGCAAUAAAAGAAAUUCGCCGAGCUGAGCCGAGCUUUAUUUUGGAGGAAUGGAAGGAAAACAUUGAAAAAAUUGUACUACCCGGAGUGUUGGAGGCAUUUCUUCGCGGCAACAGCCGCGAUCUGAAAAAUUGGUUUGGUGAGGCGGCUUAUUCGCGUGUGAAUACUGCAAUUCGUGAGCGCAAGUCGGAGGGUCUUAUAAUGGACCCACACGUGCUCAGCAUUGAUCAUGUGGAAGUGAUCGAGGCGACGGCUGAAGAUAAGCAGGCCCCUAUCAUCCUCAUGCGUUUUCAAGCUCAACAAAUUAAUUGCAUUCGAAACCGUGAGGGGGAUAUUGUGGAAGGAUCCGAGGAUGAGGUGCUGGCGUACUACUACAUUUUCGCUUUCCAACGCAACUACGACGAAGAACAAGAAACCCUGAGGUGGAAAAUUGUCGACCUUCAUAUGCAGCGAGGUGGGCGUUAUUAUUAG
Molecule: messenger RNA, 1425 nt
Organism: Plasmopara halstedii
Lineage: Eukaryota; Oomycota; Peronosporomycetes; Peronosporales; Peronosporaceae
Product: Mitochondrial import inner membrane translocase, subunit TIM44
Exons: 3
Coding region: 1-1425 (474 amino acids)
Biological process (GO): protein import into mitochondrial matrix
Cellular component (GO): mitochondrial inner membrane
Molecular function (GO): protein-folding chaperone binding
Source: RefSeq, a predicted model, not a curated record